Messenger RNA from Pestalotiopsis fici W106-1, 1614 nucleotides. RefSeq lists its product as uncharacterized. Lineage: Eukaryota; Fungi; Ascomycota; Sordariomycetes; Amphisphaeriales; Sporocadaceae. The coding region runs from base 1 to 1614 and encodes 537 amino acids. The transcript has 6 exons. Gene Ontology annotation, molecular function: methyltransferase activity. The record is from RefSeq and is a predicted model, not a curated record.
AUGAGCCUUCCUUGCGUCCUCAAAGCAGCAGCUAUCCUCGAUCCAGAUCCCUUAUUAGCCAUGGCAGAUCCCGCGUCUCCAUCUCCGUCUUCCGUCGUCAACCUGACCGCUCAUUGUCGCACAAACCACCAACACCACCACCAGUCAGACCUUCCCGUCGUCAAGGCUGUAUCUUUUGCUGCUGCUGCUGCUGCCGCCGCCGCCGCCGCCAUUGCUACCACCACCACUACUAAUCCAAAGGUCCCCGUACCUACUACUACCAUACCCGUCUCAGCUCCAACUCGAGCUCCAGCAACUACUGCUACUGCUAUCGCUACAGCUAUAGCCACUACUCCGGCUUUUCACUCGGCCCCGGUGCCGGUGCCAGGCACGAUAGGAACGCUCGCCACGCCCCGGUUCACCCAGGCCCCGGCCACAACGCCAGAGUUUGAGCGCAAAAGGAGUCGAAGCCCCGAGGCUGAUGCACCACUGCCUGUGGCAUCGACCACAGACGAGUAUCGGAGCGACGCUAUUGAGCCGGCAUCACCAGGUUCGUACUAUGAUGACGACGAGUUUGUACCCAGUGAUUACGACGAGGAAUCCAUCGCCGAUUCUACUUCAGUUGGUUCAAGUGUCUAUAAUCACAGCUACCACAAUGGUCGCCGAUACCACAAGGCAUGUUUUCCCCCACCCAACCUUCUCUCCGAUGUUGUUCCUCAGCGUCCACGUAUGAACUGGACCGUAGUUCCCGACAUGCGCAAGUCGUUUUAUUGCUCAACUUCUAACUCCUCUUCUCAUCAGUUUCGUCAUGGGCGUUAUCCUAUCCCAAAUGAUGAGGCAGAGCAGAACAGGGAGGAUAUGCUGCAUGCCAUGAUGCUCGAGGUGACGGAUGGUAAACUGUUCUAUGCACCAAUAGGAGAUUAUCCACAAAAGAUUCUGGAUCUCGGUACCGGCACGGGAAUAUGGGCAAUCGAAGCGGGUGACAAGUUCCCUAGCGCCGAAGUCACCGGAAUCGACCUGAGUCCCAUACAGCCGUUAUGGGUGCCCCCAAACGUCAAAUUUCUAGUGGACGAUGUCGAGGACACAUGGUUGAACGGCGACAAUAUUGACUUUGUACACUUGCGAAACAUGAUACCCAUUCUCAAAAGCCCGGCGAAGCUGCUGCAAGACAUAUACGAGAACUUGAAGCCCGGUGGUUGGGUCGAAAUGCAAGACGUAGACGGCGCCGUGCACUGCGAUGAUGGCACUCUUCCGGCUGACUGGCCCGUCCUUGUCUUUUGUAAUCUGAUGGUCGAGGCCUUUUCCAAGCUUGGCACAACAUCCCACGCCGCCAUGUUUGGGGGAAAGUAUCUCGAAGAGGCUGGUUUCGUCAACAUCCGACAUCACACGGCAAAGUUACCGUACGGCACGUGGCCAAAAGACCGGACGUUGCGUUUAGUCGGUAAUUAUUACCGGAUAGCAGCUGAGGAAUUCUUCCCAGCCAUGGGCGCCAUACAAAUGCCUCUCCUUGGCUGGUCUCAGCCCGAGAUGGAGGUUUUCUUCAUGCAGUGCCGGAAUGCUAUGCGAGAUGACAGCGUGCACGCGUACGGCUUGAUGCAUUUUUGGAGCGGGCAGAAACCCGAGAACGCAUUUUGA